CUGCACCUCAUAUGUUUUAAUAUCCACAAAAAGGCAGAAGUUUAGUGCUGCGUCUGCCCGUGUUAGCCCAGUGACGGCUAACGAAUGAGUAGCAAGCAGUGCAAAAAUACGCUGCUGUGGUUGACAAUUUCUGUUUUAUUACACAGGAUACACUUUGGGAAUUGAAGAAAACAAGCAACGUAAGGGGGGAAAUGCAGUACUGAUCAGUAAGCAACAUUGGGUUCUCUCUGACCAAUGUCCUUAGUCGCACAUCUGUCUUGGGACAGAGAGGCGAGCUGCAAGAUUGGAAAUGACUAUUUGUGAGCAAAGGCGUGUAUUUAAGUGAUGCUUAUUUAAAAAUUAUAGUCGGACAUUCAUUUUAUUGAGCACUUCGAGGAAGUGGAUGUUGUUGUUUUAGUUUUCACAUGGAAGGGGGCCGAGGAGAAACUGCCGAGCACGGUGCGAAUACCAGACUAGUGGACCGGCAGAAUACUGAACAAGUGUGCAUUCCAACCGCAUUCGUUCCAAAUUUCUAAUGAACGCGCACUCCGCUUUAUCGAUAUGUAUUUUCAGCAGUAAGGUAUAUAAAGACAAAUUCCACUUUUGAACCUUGGUUUGGGGAUUAAUUAAUAAUCGUAUAGUAUUUGGUUAUUACCAGCAUGGCUAUGCUAAACAUGUAAACGGAACAGAAGCCUCCGCGUUGGUUACCUGAUGUAUCGGUAAUGUGAUUCAGAGAUGCUUGUAAAGACAUAGGCAAACAACAAGAGACAUGGAAGAGGAUAGUGGGAGCUGGUCUGCUAUAAUUGGGAACAAAAGCGGGAUUCUCGCUCCAGCUACCAAGAUCUGGGAUUUCCAAAACUCUUCCAGUCCGCUGGUUUAUUGGGAUAACAACAACAAGAGUGAGAAUCGGAUCAUCCCGUUGGAAAGUCAGGGUUACAGUCAAGAGCAAACCUACCGGAACUUCACAAUCGCGGCGCAGGUGCUCAUCUUCAUUGGGUCGCUGUUAGGUAACGUCAUGGUGCUGUGGUCGACCUGCCGAACGACUGUGUUCAAAACUGUGACCAAUCGCUUCAUCAAGAACCUGGCGUGCUCUGGUAUCUGUGCCAGCCUGGUGUGCGUGCCCUUCGACAUCGUCCUGAGUGCCAGCCCGCAAUGCUGCUGGUGGGUCUACACCCCGAUCUUCUGCAAAGUCAUCAAGUUCCUGCACAAGGUCUUCUGUUCAGUGGGCAUCCUCAGCUUCACUGCAAUUGCCAUGGACAGAUACUAUUCAGUGUUAUACCCCUUGGAAAGGAAAAUAUCAGACUCCAAGUCCAGAGACUUGGUCAUAUAUAUCUGGGUGCACGCGAUGGUAGCCAGCGUCCCUGUGUUUGCAGUGAGCAACGUCACGGAUAUCUACGCAACGUCCCUGUGCACCGAGACUUUGGAUUUUUCAAUUGGCCACUUGGUGUACGUCCUUGCCUACAACAUCACCACUGUCAUCCUGCCUGUGGUGGUGGUAUUCAUCUUCAUGAUGCUAAUCCGCAGAGCCCUGAGCACCAGCCAGAAGAAAAAGGUCAUCAUCGCCGCAUUGCGGACUCCUCAAAACACCAUCUCCAUCCCCUACGUCUCCCAAAGAGAGGCAGAACUGCACUCCAUGCUGCUAUGCAUGGUGCUAACAUUCAUCCUGUGCAGCAUCCCCUACGUGACUCUAGUGAUCUACAGGACCAUUCUCGACAUCUCCGACGUAUCCGUGUUCCUGCUGCUCACCGCCAUAUGGCUGCCUAAGAUCUCCUUGCUGGCAAACCCAUUGCUGUUUUUGACAGUUAACAAGUCGGUUCGCAAGUGCCUGGUGGGGACCAUCGUUCAGCUCCACAGACGUUACAGCCGGAGAAACACAGUGAGCUUGGAUGGCAUCGCGGAUGCUACUCAGGAGCCCAACGUACGCUCAGGAAGCCAGCUCCUUGAGAUGUUCAACAUCGGGCAGCAGCAGAUAUUCAAGCGAAGCGAGGAUGAGGAGAAUGAGACCAAGUCUGUAGGAUCUGGAGAGUUACGUCCCAAGGAGAUCCCAACGACCAGCAUGGAGAUCAAGGACACCGUGGUGCAGAAGUACUCUCCCCCACACAACAGUUCAGACUCGGCCGCCCAGGUGGCCCCGGCUACCCCCUCGGAGGUAGAAGACAUCAAUGACAAGUACGCGAUGCAGUUUGGUUUCGGGCCCUUCGAGCUCCCACCACAGUGGCUGUCAGAAACAAGGAAUAGUAAGAAAAGGCUGCUACCUCCAUUAGGAAACACACCAGAGGAGCUCAUACAAACCAAGCAGCCCAAGUGCAGAGCAGAGAGGAAGAUGAGCAGGAACAACAAGGUCAGCAUCUUCCCCAAGGUGGACUCCUAACUUUGGAUUGUAAAAGAAAUAAAAAAACAGACAAACAACAUGGACCAUGUACUUUUCUCCUUUCUUUCUUUCUUUCUUUUCUUUCUUUCUUUCUUUCUUUCUUUCUUUCUUUCUUUAAAAUUGUGCCAAAUAUUUUUACUAUGAAACUGUUGCUCAUAUGGCCAUUUUAAAACGCUGUUUUUAAAGGAUGAACCUGGGCAAUAAAAAAAAAAAAAAAAUUACGUAUUCGACUGCAAAACUGUUUAUAUUUACCUUAUACUGAUUUUUCUAUGAGGGGUUUUGAAUGCUUUUAAAUGUUGACAGAUUACAAAUGAUUGUCAUUAGAUCUGCAGUCAGCAUAGGCAUGUAGACUAGUUCAUGAAUAUGCACGACCAGCCCCGUACCGUAGGAAUAGAAUUGCAAAUGAAGUCUACCAUGCACACUCUAAAAUCGUGGUAGAUCAACAUAAUGAUGAUGAAAACGUGUAAGGUAAGUGCUCAACUCUUUAUGCCCCUAGUAACACAAAAUAGACUAUGAUGCCAAAAUGGAAUGACAAGUACGUUUUCCUACUGUUUAGUUGCCGUAUCAGAACUACCUUGUGAAGAAGCAGAGUUGGGCACGCUUCUAUUACGUAACAAGUUACUUAUUACUUGUUAUUCGUUUCUUCAGAAAAAAUAAAUACAAUUACCUUAUUUAUUAUUUAAUAAAAAAGUAGCACAUUAUAUUAUUGGUUAUAUUUCUUUCCUUGUCUUGUUCUGCGAAACAGUUAUUGUGAAUAUUGUUUACUUUUUAACUAUAUGUGUGGUAAUUUAUUAACUGUCAAACAAGUUUUUAAAAUGUUUGUAGUAUAAUUACAUUUCAUUUUUGGCAUUUGAACAUAAUGUACUGUAUAUUUCCUGACUUUCAAUCAUUGUGUAGUAUGAAGAGAAAAUCACACAAGCAUUUGAAUUCAAUAAAACUACAAAUAGCAAAUCAAAAAUAACAAAACUAAAAGAAAGGUCUAUAGAAAAAUGAACUACAGUACC
Molecule: messenger RNA, 3354 nt
Organism: Polyodon spathula (Mississippi paddlefish)
Lineage: Eukaryota; Metazoa; Chordata; Actinopteri; Acipenseriformes; Polyodontidae
Product: G-protein coupled receptor 176-like
Exons: 3
Coding region: 749-2350 (533 amino acids)
Biological process (GO): G protein-coupled receptor signaling pathway
Cellular component (GO): plasma membrane
Molecular function (GO): G protein-coupled receptor activity
Source: RefSeq, a predicted model, not a curated record